AAAGUGAAUACCUAUAAACUUCAGACUUGGUUGAAAAAAUUAAAACUCACAAGUAGUACAACCAAUUAUAACUCACAGAUUAGUUUCUUUGGCUAUGGUUCAAUGAAAAACUAGAUCAAAUUACAGCUCUUGGGUUUCUGUUUAAAGUCAUGAACUGUUUGUGGCCCCCCUCUGGAUGUUGGGAAAUAUUUCCCACAGAUCUUGUCCAGGAAAAGGUUUACAUUUUUACUUUGGAGUUUAUCUAUAGGUUGAUUCAAUAAGAUAUGAAAGUUGAGAAAGAGCCUGAAGGUUAAAACAAAUGUGAUUAUUAGACUGGAAAUUUAUGAAAGACUUACUUAAUUUUGGAACAAACUCUAAAGGUAGUUAAAAUUGCACAGUUACAGCUGGCAGAAAAAUGUAAUAUGAGUAGCAUGCAGUGGAGAGAGAAUGCCCCAGCCAGGGACCUAAUCCUAGCAGCCCUUCUGCCCCCCGCCCCCCACCCUGCACUAAAUAUCUCUGAAACCCAGAAAAACAACAGUCAACAGUGUAGCUCUGUUUCACCCUCAAAGCUGAAACAGAACUGUGGUUAGGAGUAAAGGUUAGCUUAGUUGAAGGCUAGUUGUUUAAUAGUCAAUACAAAUCUGAUCUGAUUGAAGAACUGUCACUAUAACUACCGUUGAAACUCAGACAUCCUGUUGUAAUGCGUUCUAGGUUACCUUCAGGAAGCCUACCUGUGGACAAAGCAAGUUCUGUCCAUCAUGGAGAAGUCUAUGGUCCUUCUGCAGGAAGUGACAGAUGGUUCACUUUAUGAGGGUGUGGCCUAUGGGACCUACACCACCCGUUCCCUAUUCCAGUACAUGUUUCUGGUUCAGCGCCAUUUUGCCAUCGGCCACUUCAGCCAUCCUUGGCUACUGAAGCACUUUGCCUUCCUCUACAGGACCAUCCUACCAGGAUUUCAGCGGACCGUGGCCAUCGCAGAUUCCAACUACAACUGGUUCUACGGGCCAGAGAGCCAACUGGUCUUCUUGGAUCGCUAUGUGUUGCGUAAUGGCAGUGGGAAUUGGCUGGCAGAUCUGAUUAAUCAAAACAGGAUUACAGAAGGGCCAGGCCAGGCUGGAAAGGGCCAGCGAUGGUGCACUCUGCACACAGAGUUCAUUUGGUACAGAUAA
Messenger RNA from Poecilia latipinna (sailfin molly), 1148 nucleotides. RefSeq names its product dermatan-sulfate epimerase-like. The transcript has 3 exons. The record is from RefSeq and is a predicted model, not a curated record. Gene Ontology annotation, molecular function: chondroitin-glucuronate 5-epimerase activity. The coding region runs from base 738 to 1148 and encodes 136 amino acids. NCBI's taxonomy places the organism in Eukaryota, Metazoa, Chordata, Actinopteri, Cyprinodontiformes, Poeciliidae.